CUAAAUUUUGAUGUUUAGAGAAGAGCUUUUAUUAUGUGGUUUAGCAGUAUACUCUGAUAGAUGAUUUUCUAGAUGCGGUGACAGUGCUAAUUGUUCUUCGUCAUGGCUUUGGGCCUGGUUCUAUGCUAGCUCCAUGGACAAACCAGUACAACCUGGGCAGUCCUAGCCGAAGCAAUGUAAGGAAGGCAGUGAAGAACAAGUCUAUAAACACCAGCAGCUGGCCUUUGAGAAUCCAGAGUUUCUCCAUAAGACCAUGCAUCCCCCCCUUUAUAAGGCGACCAGUUUUCUUCCACAGUUUGCCUGAAAGUGGGGUGGUCAGUCCAGUAGUUUAGGAAUCUGAAGGGUCUAGGGCCAUCGUAGGAGGGGUUGUUUGCUGUGAGUUUAAGGGGACAAUGGUCAGAGGAUCCUCUGGGAAGGUGAUGGAUGUGAAUAUCUUGAAAGUGGUUGAGGAAGGAGUUAUUGACAAAGGUUCUGUCCAGCCUUCUCCAGAUUCUCCCCAAGGACCUAACCCCAGUCCAUGGGCUCUGAUGGUGUUCUCUGGCGGUGUUGUUCAGGAUUAUUGUCAUGUUGCAGUUGGGGUUGGGUUUGAAGAGUUGGUUGGGUUGAGGAGUGGAAGGGGUGGGAGGUUUGGGUUGCGAGAAGGGGUUGAAUGGGUUGAAGGUAGGGAGUUGUUUAGUGAGGUUGAGGGAAGGGUGGGGUGGGGAAUGGCUAUGGAGUGUGUGGGGGCCGAGGGUAAAGAAAUGGCAGUAGAUGGAUUAGCACUGGUUGGUUUGGGCAUAUUUGGAGCCUGGGUUGUGCCUGGAGAUGCCCUUGCACUCUUGGCAGAAUUUGGGGACUUCUUCAUAGAUGGCAGUGAGGAAAAGAGGUUGGUCACCGUUUUGAACAACAAAUUUGUUGAUUUGUGGCUUCGAAACAUCAACUUCAACACAAAUUCUUGCUAGAGAAGGCCUCCCAAAAUUUUCAGUUGUUGCAUCAAGUUUGAUAGGAGUUCCAAAGAUUUGAGCAAUGCAUAGUAGGGACUCUUUAGCAUGAAGGUGAAUGGGCAGGUCCUGUAUGGCAAUCCAUACAGGAAGAAUAGGUGAUUCAAACUUGGGAUCAAAAUGUGGACUCCAUUUGGAGAUGGUCAUUUUGAAUGACCCCAGCAUCCAUUCCCUUCGUUUAAAACAUCUAUGAUAGUCUCCUUCAUUGGAAAAAUUCAGUAGUACAUGGGAUUUAUCAAUCAGGGUAACAGAGAAGCUAGUGAGACCAAUUCUCUCUAGUUGUUGUCUAAUGAAGUCCAGACUUGGUC
Messenger RNA from Cuscuta campestris, 1288 nucleotides. The record is from the annotation of a GenBank genome assembly. Lineage: Eukaryota; Viridiplantae; Streptophyta; Magnoliopsida; Solanales; Convolvulaceae.